This is a messenger RNA of Galendromus occidentalis (western predatory mite), 3520 nucleotides long. RefSeq names its product neuroligin-4, X-linked. The coding region runs from base 326 to 3520 and encodes 1064 amino acids. NCBI's taxonomy places the organism in Eukaryota, Metazoa, Arthropoda, Arachnida, Mesostigmata, Phytoseiidae. The record is from RefSeq and is a predicted model, not a curated record. The transcript has 14 exons.
CAAGGAUCUGGCCCAUGAGAGACACAAAUUAGGCGUAUUGGAAGUGCUAGACGCCUACGGUGGCGGGUCGGUUGAUUUCCGGUGCUAAUCAAGGAUGCUGUUGUUCUUGUUUGUCAUCAUGUCUGGUGUUGUGUGCAGCUGAGGAACGCACGAGGAUUAAUACCGCGUCAAAGACUGAAAAUUCCUUAGGAGGACUGUCGCAGUGAGGUUCAGUCGUAUUUUCGCAGGAGUUGGUUUCUUCACACAGUUGGAAUGCUGGGAAUCGGGCGUUGGAAAGCGUGCUAGUCUUCCGAAAGAGGUGAAAGUCGCACUAUACGGCUGGGCCAUGCGUACGGAAAUACUCGUCGUGCUGAUGGGCGCCGUGAUGGCCGCGGGAACGUCUCAACCCCCCGGAGCCGGUGGAGCGUCUUCACCCCCUCCACACCCAGUGUUCCAAGGCUGGCGUCCCAGUGAACGAAUCGUCAAAACGAAUUACGGAAAAUUGCGCGGCAGAGUCGUAAUGCCGGAGUCGAAAUUCGGCAUCACGCUACAGCCGGUAGAAGUGUUCCUAGGGAUCCCAUACGUCUCACCGCCGAUCGGCACGCUGCGAUUCCUGCCACCCAUGAACUCGCCUCAUUGGGAAGAUGUGCGAGAAGCGGAUCAUUUCGGGCCCGUGUGCCCUCAGAAAAUUCCCAUUGACAGUAAUGAGACCGCAUCACAAGCGACACAGAGGAUGCCCCUAGCACGAGUCGAGUUCCUGAAGAAGAUUUCUAGACACCUCAUCAACCAGUCGGAAGACUGCCUCUUCCUCAACAUCUACACCCCGGCGAAAGUAGCCCGCACCAAUCAGAAACUUCCUGUGGUGAUGUUCAUCCACGGAGGAGGAUACGACUGGGGCAGCGGGAACGCCUACGAUGGAACUCUCAUAUCUUCGUACGCGAACGUCGUCUUUGUCACAAUCAAUUUCCGCCUCGGCAUUUUGGGGUUUUUCCCUGCCAUGGAGCAUGCGUCGAGAGCGAAUAACGGACUCCUCGAUCAAGUGGCAGCACUUCACUGGAUUCACAGGAACAUCGAAGCCUUUGGAGGCGAUCCGGACGACGUCACAAUUUUCGGUCACGGAACCGGAGCCGCUUGCGUAAACUUCCUCAUGAUGUACCCGAUGGCGAAAGAUCUGUUCAAGCGAGGCGUCAUGAUGUCGGGAUCGGCCUUGAGCCCUUGGGCGGUUGCCCGUGACGCGGCAUUGUACGCCAAGCAAGUUGGCCGACAUCUCGGCUGUCCCGUCAGCGAAGCCGCCGCGUUCGUAGAAUGUCUUCGGCAUCGGCCAGUACAGGAUCUCAUAGGGAUUCCGUUGGACGUGCCCGACUACCUAACGGCGUUCGGGCCAACUAUUGAUGGCAGUGUCGUUGCUGGCGAGCCCCGUCAGGAGAUGGCUUCUCUCACGUCCCCGUUCGCACAGCACGACCUUCUAUUCGGAGUGGUGAAGUUUGAAAGCUACUUCGGAUUUUCGAGUCAUGAGGAGAAGCACGGCUUCGAGGCCGAGCGACGUGAUCGGAUUAUCCGGACCCUAGUGCGCAAUCUCUACUCGUUCCAUCAGCAGGAGAUCUUCCUCACCAUCAUUAACGAGUACACAGAUUGGACUCGAUCCAUGCAGCAUCCGAUUAGUGUUCUGGAAGAGACCGCAGAAGCUCUGAGCGAUGCUCUUGUGGUUGGACCAAUUGUUGAGACAGGAUCAUUACAUGCGCAGGCCGUCGCUUAUCGGCGGACUCAUUCCACAACAAAUUUCUACGUAUUCGGCUACCACUCCGAAGACAGUUUGUACGCUCAGAGAACGGGCUGCGUUAACGGCGAGGAUCUUUCAUACGUGUUGGGGGCUCCUCUGUUAGGCACUCCGAACGCCCUUUUCGGCAACUACUCGAGACAAGAGGCACAGCUGUCCGAGAUGGUUAUCAAUUACUGGGCCAACUUCUUCCGUUCAGGAUCACCGAAUGUCUCAGACGCAGACAUGGAAUCUAAGAACAAACUUCGCUCCGAACGGCCCGGCUGGCCUGACUAUGAGCCCUUGCACCAGAAGUUCUUCACUAUCGGGCUCAAACCUAAAAUUCGCGAUCACUAUCACGCACAUCGUCUCUCCAUCUGGAACCGGCUCAUACCGAAAUUGCACCGUGCCGGUGGUGCCGCACUUUCUAGAGACCAUCAUCUCCUCGAGGACUUCGACAACCAGGCCUCGUACGCGGGCGUGGUCCGCAACAUCACAUUGACGACUACUUCGACGUCUUCACCGGUGUCGCUGAGUCCGCCAGGCGGCAAUCCCUCGCAUGUGCAAGCGCAGCAGCCCGAUAUCGAAGGACGUCCUCUCCUCCCGAACCAUCUCGAUGGCGGAGGGGGAGAACUACAGAAUCGAAGCGAGUCCCAGUUCAUGUCUGGUUUAGCUGGAUUCCCCCAGGGCACUUAUUCGACUGCCCUGGGGGUGACGAUAGCGGUAGGCUGCUCGCUUCUCAUCCUGAACAUCCUUAUAUUCGCUGGGGUGUACUACCAGAGAGACAAAGGCCGAGGUAGCAGCGGCAAGGGCAAGGAGAGCCACAAAGUACAGGUACGACCCGCCAACUCGAAUUCAAUCAGAGACACGACAGUUCCAAACAGCACAAGGCCCUCACGCAAAGCCAGCAGCAGAGAAGCCUCAACGCCAGCCCAGCUCCCACUGCAAAGAACCCUUCCUCUCAGAAAAGUGUCCACUUUACCGAGACACCAACAACGCAACUGUACGACGACAGCAUCUGCGCAGCAAUACCAAGCGAUUACACUUCAACGAGCGGGGGCGUCGAUGGCGAGCCAGGGCUCGGUCUCGUCCUCGCAGGCGGCACCCUCCAGCGUCAACUGCAACUCCAACGACAUCAUCACCACCACCACCAACAACUCAGCCACCACCAUCAACUCCAACACCAUCUCCAGAACACAUCACAGCCAUCAUCUGCAGCAGCAGCAGCGACAACAACAACAAGCGGCGUCGGCAUCGGAGUGCUGCAACCAGAUCUGCUUGAGCUACAGCGAGUUUCAAACUCUACCACAUCCUCCACGCUCUUUGUUGGCGGCAGCGGCUGGCCACACGGCUCCGCAGCAACUUAAGAUGCUCCCAGCUCAUCGACACUUAGUCCUAGUAUUCUCGGUCGUCCUCGCAUCGACCGACGUCGAUGAGAUCUUGAAAAUUGUGGGAGAAGCCAUCGACAAGGCGGCCAGUCCGGGAGACGCAGCGAGAUACAAGGAAUCAGCCGAGAAAGUCCGACCUUGCAUCGAGGGUCUGAUUCCUAAACUGAAUGGAACAACUCUUUCGAACGUCAUGCGUGCAGUCAUUCCCGUGGCGGUGGAAUGUAGCGGAGAAAUCAAAGGGCUUGAUGAUGCCGCGGUGCGGAAAUCCAAAUUCACUGACUGUGCCCGGAGCCGCGCGAUAAGUCUCAUCAUGUCCGUCUCAGAUUCUGAGAAAGCUGCUUUCUUCGAAGCGAAAGCCUGCGUCAUGUCGUUCAUGGUUGAGGUGUUGAAGCAAUAA